Dreissena polymorpha is the source of this 2926-nucleotide messenger RNA. Its product is annotated as G-protein coupled receptor dmsr-1-like. The coding region runs from base 3 to 1193 and encodes 396 amino acids. Gene Ontology annotation, cellular component: membrane. NCBI's taxonomy places the organism in Eukaryota, Metazoa, Mollusca, Bivalvia, Myida, Dreissenidae. The record is from RefSeq and is a predicted model, not a curated record. The transcript has a single exon. Gene Ontology annotation, biological process: G protein-coupled receptor signaling pathway. Gene Ontology annotation, molecular function: G protein-coupled peptide receptor activity.
CGAUGUCGCAAUUAGAUUCUUGUGCGAACUCUACACAUAUCACCGCACUGGACAUGUCAACACCAAAAUACAUAGAUGUGGCGACCUACAACCGUCUUCAAGAUUUUAAGUUAAAUUACGCGCAUGUUCACGGGUAUCUCAGCACAGCUGUGUGCGUGGUUGGUAUUUUAGCGAACAUCGCUAAUGUUGUGGUGCUCAAUAAAAAGCACAUGCGAACGUCUACAAACAUAAUUUUGAUGUGGCUGGCCGUUGCGGAUCUGUGUACGAUGGCUGAGUACGUUACGUUUGCACUUCAAUUUUACGUUUUCAAAGAGGAUGGAAUGCCGUCAAUAUUUCACACUAGGACGUAUGGAUGGAUGUGUUAUCUGCUGUUUCACGCAAAUUUCAGUUUAAGUAUGCAUUCUAUAUCAAUCUGGCUCACGAUAAUGCUUGCCACGUUUCGGUUUAUUUACAUUUUCCUAUAUUCACGAGCAAAUAAGUAUUGCAGUACAAGGCACGCGAAAAUGGUAAUCUUUAUAAUAUACAUCAGUGCUGUGUUAUUGUGUAUACCAAACUAUAUUUCUAAUUACUGGGAACUCACUAAUGUUACAAACACCGUAACUGGAGAAAACGAGACCGUGUUUACGUUUUCUCAACGUAAAUACGGGCUUUAUAUACACAUAUUCGAUAUGAAUUACUGGAUUCAGUCAAUGUUAAUCAAGCUUGUCCCAUGUGUGCUUCUGACAAUUCUAACAAUAAUGCUGAUUCUAGGUCUACGGAAGGCGCAUCAUAACCACGUUCAGCUUAAAUCACAAGGAAUGCGUAAUGAUGAUGUAGAGAAGCAUCACGAACACUACCGCACGACGGGCAUGCUCUUGGCAGUUGUAAUUCUAUUUUUGAUAGUUGAGCUGCCCCAAGGAAUAAUGACGUUGCUGAUGAUCUUCAUGCCGGAGCUGUAUAAUGAAGUGUAUAAUCCUCUUGGGGAUAUCUUUGAUAUUGUUGCAUUGUUGAAUAACGCUGUCAAUUUUGUUUUGUAUUGUUCGAUGUCAAAGCAAUUUAGAGAUACGUUCAUCGUAACGUUUUGUAAAUGUUUUACUUUAGACGAAGAAAGGGAAAAGUGGAGAAAUAACACUUUGAUCACACAACGCAAUGGAGCCUCCAUGCGACGGCUUUCCAAGCAGCAGGUUAACGGAUCGCUCGGUCAAAUGGUUUAGUAUGGCAAUUGGAUAUUUAAUUGGUAAUCGUGAAGAAAAUGAAUUACACUAUAUCAAUAGCUGCUACGAAAUUUCCAUUCACAUAAUGGAGAACUGUAUUAUCGGAUUCAAAUGUCAGAUAAAUACAUAUUAAUACAUGACGAUGCAUAUAUGUGCACUUGGUCACACGAUAAGUUCAGCAUAAUAGCAAAUGCUAAUACGAUAUCAAAUUGAACAUACAUAUAAACGGCAUCUUGAAAAUAACUGUCCUCAUAUAUUAGUAUGCACAUUUUUGUUCGGCCUCUUCAGCAUAACGUUUAUUAUAGAAACUUUUUAAAUGUUCCAACUCUGAUAUCGAAACACAGAUAUUAUCUGUGUAUGCACUUAUGUAUAAAACAUAAUAAACGUUUGAUUUAGGCCGAUACAACAUGUGUUAAUUUUUUGUACAUUUAUAUGCAUGUUCUUUGGUCUUAAUUUGGGGUUUAAAAUGUAUUUGCAAUGUAUGUACCAAACUCACUUUGUUGAAUUGUUGAAUUCAUGUUGACAUCAUAUUUUAACAACAUUUAUAUUGUUUGUGUCUAAUUGAUAAAUUAUCACUAUUUUUUAGUGAGUGAAAAUAACAAUGUACAUAUAUAAGUUAAUGUUUGUACAUUUAAUUUGAUUUGCACUAUUUCAUGAUAAGUGUUACUUUAGUUCGAUAAAACAUAGCACAAAAUAACGUAUUGAGUUUGUUUCAUUUACAAAUCAAAAAUACUAUUGUCACCUUUCAAUAAUCGUCGUUUCAGUGUUUACAAUCAUGCCAAUUCUAUGUAUGUGAAUUAUAUUUCGACAUAGUAAUAAUUCUAUCCUUAUGUAGUUGAUGUGCUGCUUCUGGUUGAAAUGAUGCCCAGUUUGUUCAUGUUAAAUGUACGAGGUUAUGAAAUUAUGAAAAUCAUUGAAUCUAUCCGUUCCUUUUUGUCAAUAUUCGAACAAUCAUCAUCAUUAUCUCUGAAUGUAAUUGUGUUUUUUUCAAUUUGAACAAUAAUGGUAAUUUAGUCGUUAAAAUGGCAUAUCCACUUCAUUUUCCAAUUAAAAAGACACGAAUUGAUAAUACAAACAUGAUUAUAUAGUAACAACUAGUAAUUUAUGAUUAUUUUUUAAGUUUAGCACUAAGCAAAUAAUCGAUAGACGUUGUCAGUGGGAAACGAACACGCGCCAAACAUCGUGCAUUUUGAAGAGAUUAUCCAUUAGUGAUAGUGGGCAUGCGAAUAGAGGUUAUUCAUGAACAUAACAUUUAAAUCAUCAUUAAUACUUCUACUUAUUUUCUAUCUUCCGCGACUAACAUUUCUUUAAUAUAAAAAUUAACAAAGUAUGUACUGAACAGCAAAUAGAAUAUAACAAAACGUUUGUGAGGUACUCUAAAUAUUUACACUUUUUAAUUAUGCUUUAAAACUGAAAUCAAUGAGUAUGCAUUUUAAAAUACAUGAUACCUGGAUUGGAGUCAGAAACUUUAUUUCUAGUGUCAAGUUCAUAUACAGUGCACGCAAUGUUAUACAUUAUAGCUUUUAUAUUGAGUUUAUGUGAAUAGCAUAUAAAUGGAACAACCGUUUUUGUUAAAGCAGCAAUUGUUUAUGUGAAACUGAACAAUCAUACGAUAUUUCCGUUUAACCAUAUGUAUCUAUGUCGUUUUCAUGUAUAAACAUUGUAUUUGAAAUUACUUGCAUAUAUUGUGCUGUGUUCGAUUUGUACAGAUACAGUGAAUCCGAAAAUGUGUC